AUGACGAUGCUUGCGAUGGCGCGAGGUUCGGAGGAUCGACGCGAAGAAGAGGCUGAAGCGGAAACCGAGACAAAUGGGGAGGUCGACGUCGUUGGUGUCGAGGAGGCCGCUCCGGUUGACCUAACGAGGAGGCUCGGUCUAACCCGGCCUCCUGAUCGCCCAGCAAUAGCGUUCUCUGUUGAGAACAUUCUCGAUCCUAAUAAAUUUACUGGGCGCUCAGACGUCCCUCUAAGAUAUGAUGACCAUUAUUGGAGACCGCAUUACGAUAGAGACGACAGUGAUUCUGUGAAAGAUCAUCUUCAAAAUUCAGACAUCGAAGCUGAUGACGUGGAAACAGACGACCAGACGUCCAACAUGGACGACGACAUCCUCACCCAAUCAGAUCUCGACGAAAACGGCGACCCAAAGAGUCCGGUCAGCUCCAGUUCGAAGAAGGGUAAAAACGGGUCGUCGAGGGACUCAAAAGGGGGGACUAAGCCAAGGAGGGCAAGGACCGCGUUCACAUACGAGCAACUAGUUUCUUUGGAGAACAAAUUCAAGACUACGCGGUAUUUGUCCGUGUGCGAGCGGCUAAACCUGGCGCUCAGUCUUAGUCUGACGGAGACACAGGUCAAAAUUUGGUUCCAAAAUCGUCGCACAAAAUGGAAAAAACAAAACCCGGGAAUGGAUGUCAACAGUCCUACAGUACCGCCUCCUCCCGCUGGAGGGUUCCCAUCUGGGCCUUACCCAGGCGGCCUUCUCUACUCACAUGGAGUCCCUUACCCAUUCACUGGGCCAGGGCCUUACGCACCAUAUUUUCAUCACCUUGCAGCUAACCACCACCACACCCACGGCAGUAUAGGCCAUUCUCACACGUGA
Parnassius mnemosyne (clouded apollo) is the source of this 858-nucleotide messenger RNA. The record is from the annotation of a GenBank genome assembly. NCBI's taxonomy places the organism in Eukaryota, Metazoa, Arthropoda, Insecta, Lepidoptera, Papilionidae.